UCUCAUAGCCCAUUUCUAGACGAGUCGAAAUGCUAUCUUGAGCAGCUGAGUUUCUCUCUCAAAACUCUAAAACAAUGGCGAAAGAUUCCGAGAAGAGGUUCAAUUCCGUCAUGGACAAGCUCUUCUACGCUCCCAAACCUUCACCGACCUCCACUUCCAGUGUAGAAGCAUCGAGGGGUAAAAAGCGAGCGCAUCCGUCUUCUGCGUUGGCGCUGGUGGAGCCGAAAUGGAGAGGUGUUAGAGAGCAGGGGUUUCGGCAUUGCUCAGCUCCGGCUUCACCGUCUCAGCCUCCGGUGUGUAGGCCGUGGGACCGAGGGGAUCUUAUGAGGAGAGUAGCUACAUUCAAGUCCAUGACUUGGUUUGCGAAGCCCAAGGUGGUAAGUGCUUUAAAUUGUGCCAGGAGAGGUUGGGUCAACAUAGAUGUGGAUACAAUAGCCUGUGAGUCAUGCAGGGCACGCGUCCUGUUUUCUACUCCGUCAUCUUGGAAUCAGCAGCAAGUUGAGAAGGCAGCUUUGGUAUUUAGUUUAAAGCUAGACAAUGGACAUAAAAUGCUUUGUCCAUGGAUUGACAAUGCCUGUGAUGAAAUGCUGGCAGAGUUCCCGCCUACACCACCUCCAGUUUUAGUGGAUAAAUUUAGAGAGCGCUGCUCUGCGAUUUUACAACUUCCAGUUCUUCCUGUGAUAUCUUCUUCAGCCAUUGAGUACAUGAAAAGCCCUCAGCUUGAUCAAUUUCUUGGACAGUCUUCGAUAUUUUUUGGCAAUGGGUCUACUGAAAUUUCUAGAAUAGAACACUCUGAUGAUGAAGGCAGUGCAGAGUCUGCUAAGUUGUAUUAUCAGGCACAGAAGCUUAUAAGCUUAUGCGGUUGGGAACCUCGCUCACUACCUUAUAUUGUCGACUCUGAGAAGAGGUUGAAUCAGUCUACACCUAAGGCAAAUGUUUUGAGUUCAUCUCAUUUAACUGCUAACAGCCAAUAUCCUAUCAUCAGUGUGCAAUAUGCCAGUAAUCAUGACCUAAUUGAGGCAAAUGAAACUUUCAGCAGUUCUAGUGCUCUACAGUCUGAAUCCAAUUCUGUGGUUUUAGAUUGCAAGCUUUGUGGAGCUAGUGUUGGAUUAUGGGCUUUCACUACCGUUCCACGGCCUGUUGAAUUAUUUCAAUUAGUUGGAUAUGCAGAAGAAAAUUCUGAAACUCAUCUUGGAACCCAUGAUUCAAGCACUGAAAGUCAUCUUGGCAAUAGGACAGAUGUGGUAAGUGCUGGCUCAGAUGGUGCAACAGCGUCAAAGAAUAGAUUUUCAAAUUUAAAUUUGACAAUUGCAGGGGGUCCCACACCAACAAAACAGAACUUUAAAGCAAAGAUUUCCUUACCUGUUAUUGGCCAGAAUUUAAGAGCUCAGUUUUCAUAUAAUUCUGAAUUCAGAGAAUGUUUAUCUUUUAGCCAAGAAGACAUGCAAUCUGGAUCCCAAAAAGAGAAUUUGCUUCAGGGGGGAGAAUGUUACCUAGAAAAUGCAGAAAAUGUUGGAUUGGAGAAUUCAGAAGUCAGUGACCCUGGUCAUUCCACAGCCCGUGAUGCCAAUAACACAUAUAAAGGCGGCGAAGACAACAAUAACUUGCUGGUGAUGGCUUCUAGCAAUGGAGAUUUGUUAGAUUCAGGAACAGUUGUGGAACACAGGCAGUCUCAAGAGUCUCCAUGUGCUCCAUCUAGCUUGGAAGCCAGUGCAGUUACCCAUUGCACCUCAAACCAUGAAGUUCGUCAAGAGAAACUGCAGAUUCCUGUAAACAAUGAACUUGUGGCCUGCAAUACUGGGAAAGAUCUAAGGCAUGCAUCCCCAGGUGGCACGAUGGAGUUUGAUUCUAUUAAGCAGCAUAGACAUUUCUGCCCCUGGAUUGCAUCAACAGGUAAUGGAGCACCUGGAUGGAAACAAACACUCUCAGCUUUACAACGUCAAGAUGGGUGUUCUCCUUCAUCUGCAUCCAUAAUCAAGGUUGAUGACCCCAUUACUUCAAUAAGAAAUCUUUUCAUGUCUCCAUCUCCGAAAAGAAUGAAGCCCACAGUUUUAACAACUCGGAGUCCUCAACAAUAGCUGAUUGGUCUUGUAAAAGGAUCUCCAAGCAGGUCCAGGAGUGUUGUGAUUAUGAUAUUGAAGUGGACAGUAGCAUUCCCAUUCGAAGCCUUAAAGUUGUUGUAGUCAUAGUACAAGAUUAGACCUGUGACUUUCCUUUGAUACCUCUACUGCCAAAGUGCAGCUCCAGCACUGAAGACAUCAAACUAUAGCAUUCACCUGGUUGAUUAAGCAACUUACUAUUUGAAGAAACAUGGUAUUUAGGUUUUUGAGGGAUUGAAGCUGAUUGGACUAUUACAAGAUUAGAUGUAUCGCCUGGAAGUGUCUCUGACUCUCUUACAAAAAUGUAGAACAAGAAAAAGGCUGGGAAAGUGUUCUUUUACUGUAUCAGGCCACAGUUUGUGACAACUACCUUGGCGUAAGGGCGGUUGAAUCCUCUUUCUGCGACGACAGCUCUCUUAUCUCCUAUCAGCUUGGCCACCCUGCCAAUAAAACAGCACCUGCUUUUAGUGUAUAUCAUCACAAUGGUGGAAGGAACUCUAGGAGGAUUGAAGUAUAAGAAGCUGCAGAUGAUUUUAUCCUUAUGUGAUUGUACUCUGCUUCGUUAAUUCCUGUAUUUGUUUUGACAAGGUCGUAAAACACUAAUUUUGAUCACUCGGACUAGUUACGAGUGUUAUAUCAGUGUAUGCGAACAAUGGAAAUGGUCAUAUGUCUUCAUAGGAUUUUCCAUA
Molecule: messenger RNA, 2788 nt
Organism: Rosa chinensis
Lineage: Eukaryota; Viridiplantae; Streptophyta; Magnoliopsida; Rosales; Rosaceae
Exons: 7
Coding region: 75-2078 (667 amino acids)
Cellular component (GO): nucleus
Molecular function (GO): zinc ion binding
Source: RefSeq, a predicted model, not a curated record